AUGACCAUGAGUUAUAUGGAAAUGGAGAAGAGGUUCAAGGUAUACGUGUACGAAGAAGGGGACCCACCAAUCGUACAUGAUGGGCCCUGCAAGAGCAUAUACACAAUCGAGGGUAGAUUUAUACACGAGAUGGAGCACGGUAGUAAUAGGUUCAGGACAAGAGAUCCUCACUUUUCUCACGUUUACUUCAUGCCCUUCAGCGUCGUUUGGAUGGUAAAGUACUUCUACAAGCCUAACUCUUACAACGUGUCUCCUCUCAAAGAGUUUGUGGAUGAUUAUGUGAGUGUCAUCUCCACAAAACACCCUUUCUGGAAUCGAACUCAGGGUGCUGAUCACUUCAUGCUUUCAUGCCACGAUUGGGGUCCACUUGCCUCAAAAGGUAACCCAUUCCUCUACAACACUUCAAUCCGGGUCUUCUGCAAUGCCAAUUCCUCCGAAGGCUUCAACCCACAGAAAGAUGUCAGCCUCCCAGAAAUCCAUCUCUAUGGUGGCAUCGUAAACCCCAAGCUCCGCUCUCCUCCACCAGCCAACAGUUCAAGACCCCACCUUGCAUUCUUCGCCGGGGGAAGUCAUGGUCCAAUCCGGCCAAUCCUCCUCCAGCACUGGAAGGGCCGUGACCCCGACCUACCAGUUUUCGAAUACCUUUCCAAGGAUCUAGAUUAUUACUCUUUCAUGCUCCAAUCAAAGUUCUGUCUAUGUCCUAGUGGGCAUGAAGUGGCUAGCCCAAGAAUUGUGGAGGCCAUUUAUGCUGAAUGUGUCCCAGUGAUACUAUCUGAUCACUAUGUGUUACCAUUUAGUGACGUGUUGAAGUGGGAGGCAUUCUCAAUACAGGUUGAGAUUUCGGAAAUUCCGCGGUUGAAGGAGGUGUUGAUGGCAGUUCCGGAGGAAAAGUAUGCGAAGCUGAAGGAGGGUUUGAGGGCCGUGAGGAGACAUUUUGUGUUGAAUCAACCAGCUAAAAGGUUUGAUGUGUUUCAUAUGAUAUUACACUCUGUGUGGCUUAGGAGAUUGAAUGCAAGGAUUAGUGCUACCAUACAUUCGAUUGCCGUAGUGCAGUUAUCUUUCAAUCAAUUUCCGAUCCCCAGUGAGGCAGUGACAUAUCAUGAAUUCGCCAAGGGGACCAUGGCUCAACUCUAUUACCCGGAAUGA
Molecule: messenger RNA, 1146 nt
Organism: Ilex paraguariensis (yerba mate)
Lineage: Eukaryota; Viridiplantae; Streptophyta; Magnoliopsida; Aquifoliales; Aquifoliaceae
Source: the annotation of a GenBank genome assembly